AUGCAGAUAAAAGAACAUGUCUUUAUUGUCACUGGAGGAGCAAGUGGUUUAGGCGAACAAGUAGUUCGAGCUAUUAUUGACGCAGGUGGAUACGUCUCGAUAUUUGAUAUAAAACAAAAUGGAUCUACCAGCCUAGUUGAUGAAUAUACAAAUCAUGUUUGCUAUUUUCCUGGACUAGUGGAUGUUACAUCUGAGUCUCAAGUUAAAGAGGCCUUGAUCAAAACAAGAAAACAUUUUUCGAAAAACAUUAUUGCUGGCACUAUCAUCUGUAGUGGCAUAUUGAAUGCACCACAUGAAGGCUAUGGCCCUAAUAAUAUGUUGACGAGUUACAGUCAAUUUGAACAUAUUAUCAGGGUAAACUUACUUGGAACAUAUUGUGUUGCUCAAAAGGUGUCUGAGAUUCUUUUACAAAAUGAACCAAUGGACAAUGAUGGUGAGCGAGGUAUUAUCAUUACUGUAACAUCGAUUGUUGGCUUAGAUGGUAUGAUUGUAGGCUAUGGUACAUCAAAAGCUGCUAUUGCUGGGCUGACUUUACCUCUUGCAAGGGAAUUGGCUCCCUUUGGUAUCCGUGUCAUGUCUAUUGCUCCUGGACCUUUUGAUACACCCAUGGUAUCACAUAUUCCUGUUGACACCAAUAAACUUAUAUUCCCUAAACGUGUAGGAAGACCAAGCGAAUUUGCAGAAUUGGUACUGGACGUGAUCAAAAAGCCUAUGCUUAACGGUUCUGUCAUCCGAUUGGAUGGUGGCCUGAGAGCAUCCAAUUUCACAUGA
This is a messenger RNA of Rhizopus microsporus ATCC 52813, 771 nucleotides long. RefSeq names its product short-chain dehydrogenase/reductase SDR. The transcript is spliced from 7 exons. Bases 1 to 771 code for a protein of 256 amino acids. Gene Ontology annotation, molecular function: oxidoreductase activity. The record is from RefSeq and is a predicted model, not a curated record. Lineage: Eukaryota; Fungi; Mucoromycota; Mucoromycetes; Mucorales; Rhizopodaceae.